Molecule: messenger RNA, 3165 nt
Organism: Oncorhynchus mykiss (rainbow trout)
Lineage: Eukaryota; Metazoa; Chordata; Actinopteri; Salmoniformes; Salmonidae
Gene: gdpd2
Product: glycerophosphodiester phosphodiesterase domain containing 2
Biological process (GO): lipid metabolic process
Cellular component (GO): plasma membrane
Molecular function (GO): glycerophosphodiester phosphodiesterase activity
Source: RefSeq, a predicted model, not a curated record
UUGGGUGAACUAUCCCUAUAUAGGACUAACCAUAUAUGAACUGUCCAUUUAUUUAGUCUAUUGAUGAGUUAGGCAAUGUGAAAAACGUAUCUGCCUCUAUCCCUAGACAUGUACAUUCUACUUUACCUAUACUAUUAAAAAUGCGCUCAAAGCAUUUAUCUGCAAUUGUAGGUUACGUGCGUUCAGGCGACUUGCCUUCCUCCACGUACCCCUCCCCUUACUACUUUAGAAACUUGCACCCAUUCAUUAUGAUUCAUUUACAUUCCGGGCACGGAUUUCCACAAAGAACGGGAGUGGAUGACAGAACAACAGACACAGAAAAGAGGUAACGAAAUAUAGUGGACUGGAAAUAUAGUGGACUAGAAAAAGUUGAUGAACAGAAUAUCACUGGCUGUUACAGUGUUGCAACACUACAAGAGAGACGAACACAUGUUAUCUCAAGGUUUAGAGUGGUGAGUCAGCCCACUGCGGAGCGGAGCCCCUCCUCACAUACAGAGCUGCCAGACAAGGUGUUCUCCAGGAGUGUUGUCCCCCCCACCACUCUAUCCAGCCCCUCAAGGCUGAGAGGAUCAAAUAACUACACAACAGGACCGACAGGAUCCACACUCCUCUGGACAGGAUAUCCUAAUAGUUGAAAGUAAAUGAGGAGGGGAGGUGAUGAUGUCUGAGGAUAGCUGUGGCCGAAAAUGCUGCAGGGUAAUGUAUAGCUGCAACUGGAGGCAGCCCAGUGAGAGGAAACGAAAAUGUUCCUGCUGCUGGUUGUCGGUCCUUACCGCUGUGUCCCUGCUCACUCUCUUCUGGAUGUACGUCUGUCUGAUGGCUUUCAAUGACCGUGAGGAUGUCAACUGGAAGGCCUUUUCCAUUCUUAAACUGUGGGUGAACUGGUUCAUGGUGCUGAUCGUUAUCGCUGCUGUACUGACCAUCUACUGCAUCCUGCUACUGGUAUUUGCACUGGUCCAACUUGCCUUGAAAGAGCCUUUGGACUUACACUGUCUACACAAGUUGUUCCUGUUUUUAGGUGUGGUCUUCAUCGCCCUGGGCACCACUGGAAUAAGCCUACAGUGGAAAAAAGAGUGGCACACUGUUCUCCUGUCACUACAGGCCACGGCUCCAUUCCUACAGAUGGGAGGGGUUGGAGCCCUGACCUUGGUAAGCUGCCUGGUGUUCCAGUGUUUCCAAAGGACCCGCAGAAUAGCCUCUAAGAUCCUCAUCAUGGUAGUGUUUGCUGGCGUGUCGGUGGCAAUCUUCCUCAGCCCCCUCCUCAUCCAAUCCCCUUGUCUGGUGGAGGAGAAACAGCUGCCCCCUAAACCUGCCCUUAUUGGUCAUCGCGGAGCACCAAUGCUGACCCCAGAGAACACCCUGAUGUCGUUCAGGAGGAGUGUGGGGUGCCACGUGAUCGCCUUUGAGACGGACGUGCAGCUCAGUAAGGACAGAGUUCCUUACCUGAUGCAUGACCACGGAAGCCAUUUCCUGAGGAGGACUACAGAUGUUCUACAUAAGUUCCCUGGGAAAGACUUCAACCACAGCACAAACCUCACCUGGGAGGAGCUACAGGAAUUAAACGCUGGUGAUUGGUUCCUGAAGACGGAUCCGUUCUGCUCAGUCUCCCAGCUCUCAGAGCAGGAGAAGAAGACAGCUGGGAACCAGAGUGUUCCCUCCCUUCUGCAGUUGCUGGACCUAGCCAAGACUCACAACACCUCUGUCAUCUUUGACCUAAAAAAUGAUAACAACAAUGACACUAUCGACACCGUGAACACCAUCCUCAAAUCUGGCAUCCCCCAAGACCUGAUCCUCUGGCUUCCCCCCAAACACAGGGUGGAUGUGAGGGAGGUCGCACCAGGGUUCAUACAGGUCUACAACGAUGUGUCUGAUAUGGACCUUGACAGAGGAGACCAUCUGAAUGUCAAAUACAGUGCUUUGAGUGCCACAGAGAUUUGGGAGCUUAGGAGCAGGAAUGUGUCAGUGAACCUGUGGGUGGUGAAUGAACCAUGGCUCUUCUCUCUGCUGUGGUGCUCGGGGGCUAACUCUGUGACCACCAACGCCUGCUCCCUCCUACAGGACAUGACCCAGCCUGACUGGACAAUGAGACCUGAUAGAUACAGAAUGAUAUGGAUCACAGUGGACCUGGGGUCAUUGCUCAUAAUGGUCACACUGUUCAUUUUACAGAGGGAAAGAGAAGCAAAGAAAGGAUUUUCCGGCUGGAAUCAGAGAGAAUUGUCCCUCUUCUUACCCUCUGAAUAGUUUGAUUGAAGCCUGAAACAGAACAGCCUGGAUCCAGACCCCCCCCCCUUGAAUCAGGGAGGAAUUUUAAAUUACAGUAUUUCAAAAAAAUGGUGGAUCACAUAGAAUACAUUUCACUUGCCUGACGACUCAAACUUGGGUGGCAGGUAGCCUAGUGGUUAGAGCGUUGGGCCAGUAACCGAAAGGUUGCUAGACCCAAUCCCCGAGCUGACAAAGUAAAAAUCUGUCAUUCUGCCUCUGAACAAGGCAGUUAACCCACUGUUCCUAGGCUCUCAUUGUAAAUAAGAAUUUGUUCUUAACUGACUUGCGUAGUUAAAUAAAUAAAUACACUGAAUUAUUCCGCUGCUCUGUUGUUCUCUACAUGCUUUCGUCUGACUGCCAUUAUUGAACUCGUUUGAGGUGAUGUCAUAAUAAGAGGUGUUGUACAAAACAAAGUAAUCAGCAAUUGGAUCAUCUCUAACCAAUCAGUAGCAAAGCCAAUGAUUGAUUUUCAAACCUCAGCUUUACCCACGUGUGUUCUGGCUCUGGCCCAGGCCCAACCCAUCAGAUCCAGGGAACGAUUAGAAUGUUUUUGCCAUUAUAGAAAUUGUCAUGGAGGUACUCGGAUCUAGACUCAUUGCAAAGAAGAAACUAACAUCUAUGGUCAUGGCGUACCGAUUGGCCAGAUGCAAGGAGUUUUAUGAACAAAGUUGUAAAGAGUAUAUUCUUACAGAAAAUAUAUUUGUGUUACACUUUAUUUGUUAAAAUAAAUAAAUAACAUAACUGGUUCACUCUACACAUUACACAGUAAUCUUAUUUGGAAACUAUUGGUGUUGAUAAAUGUCAGUACUAUUUCCAGUGCACUUAGGGUUACAUUCUGAAGGAGAGAUUUUCCAAUCCAGAUUUGACGUGUAUGUGUUAAUGAAAUAAACGUUUUAUGAUGAG